GCUCCAUUUUAUUCAACUGUGAAAAGUGGCUUCUCUUUCUGACUUCAAAGAUGAUGCUUUUAGAUACGGAGGCGUCGGGGUUCGACCGGAUCGGCCUGGGCUGCCGAACGUGAUCCGCUCGACGACCCUGGCUUGCCUGCAGUUACAAGAGAAGUUUCUCUAACUCCAUAGAAAAAAUGGAGAACGCCACUCUGACUCCCGUGCAGUGGGAUCAGGGCCUGAGAAACGCCAGUACCGAGUGCCGGCUUCAAGCCGAUUUCCAGUAUUCGCUCUUCACGGUCAUCUACUCCACGGUUUUCGUCUUGGGCUUGCUCGAAAACGGAGCCGCUUUGUACCUCCUGGCCUGCAGAGUCCAGAAGAAUGCGCCGCGCUCCUACCUCUACCUGGUCAACUUAGCCGUGGUGGACGCCCUCUUCGCCGGUGUCUUGCCCUUCAAGAUCCACUACCACUUCCACCACAACCACUGGGUCUUUGGUGAUGUGGCCUGCCGGAUCACGGGCUGCAUGUACUUCCUGAACAUUUAUCUCAGCAUCGCCUUCUUCACCUGCGUCUGCGUGGACCGGUAUGUGGCUGUCCUGCACCCCUUCGCCUACAUCCGGAUCAAGCGGGGCCACUACGCGGUGGUGGCGUCGGUCCUGUGGGUCACGGCGCUGAGCAUCGCCGGCCCUCUGGUGCUGGGGGGUCCCCUCCACGCCCAGCUGAACAGCACCACGGUCUGCUUUGAGAACUUCGGGCCCACCAGCUGGACCGGGCGGAUGGUCCCCUACAAUGUCUGCGCGCUGAUUUUCGGCUUCACCCUCCCGUUCGCCGUCAUCCUGAUCAGCUACCCACUGAUCGCGCGCCGGAUCGCUCACAUCCCUCACAGCGCCCGCAGGAGGAAGGCACUGGGCACCAUCUACCUCAUCCUCUUCAUCUGCGCGACCUGCUUCCUUCCCUACCAUCUCACCCACCUCCUGCACUUCCUGAUGCGGGCCAAGGUGAUCGAGAAUUGCCGCUUCGCCGCGUUCAUUUACAAAAUGCGCCGGGUCACCUUAGCGCUGGUGAGCUUCAACUGCUGCCUGAACCCCAUCUUGUACUACUUUACCGCCGCCGGCGGGCGGUGGCCGUUUUGGAUCCGGAGAAGGACGGUGCACGUCUACACCAUUAGCAAGGAUCAGGCUGCCCGACGGGGGUCCGCAUUGAGGGACGUGGCGGACACUCGGCCGACAGCCAACGGGGCAAGGUUAGUGAGACCUCCGCGGAAGUUGGUCGGACUUUAAUCAUCCCCAGAAAGCCCAUUUUUUCCGCUCAUCGAGGGGGUUUUUCCCAAGAUUUGAUGCCCCUUUUCGGCAGCCCAAGAGAGGGACAGACGGUGGGAUGAAGGCGGAGAAGCACCACGCUGGCAGAAACGCCGGGUUCAGAAAGCGAGCCGCCCUUUCGUUUUUUUUAAUACGACAGUCAGGAACCCUCGUGGCCGUGAAGACAUGUUUGGCAACCAUUUUAGCACCAUUUCUUGAAACCUCUGAGACUUCGCGGUAAGAUUCCUUCACUGAUUUAUUGUUUAAAAACUCCUCCUCAAGGCUGGCGACGGAAGGCCACAUACCGUCUUUUCUUGGGUGGCUCUACAACUAGGGUUUUCCCCCCAUCUGCUUGAGCCAACCCAGGGUGGGCAACGUGGCACUCGCUCAAUGUUCUACACCUCCCAUACUUUACCCAGACCGGUUGAACAUAGUGCUUUAAAAUGGAGGUUGGGAACCAGGGGUCCAAGAUGCUAACAGGGCUUUGUAGACCAC
Molecule: messenger RNA, 1772 nt
Organism: Pogona vitticeps (central bearded dragon)
Lineage: Eukaryota; Metazoa; Chordata; Lepidosauria; Squamata; Agamidae
Product: lysophosphatidic acid receptor 6
Biological process (GO): G protein-coupled receptor signaling pathway
Cellular component (GO): membrane
Molecular function (GO): oxysterol binding; G protein-coupled receptor activity
Source: RefSeq, a predicted model, not a curated record